AUGCCACCGGGUGAAUACAAGUGUUCGAUAUAUUUGAUCGGACCUCGGCCGGGGAGUCCAGGACGAUAUUUGAGCACGGUUCAAACGGGAAAAGCCAACUGCGGCUCGGACAACAAACUCACCCCUGCCGAACGUGACUACUUCGUCAAGGCCUGCAACAAUUCCGUUUACAAGGGUCUGACGCACAGCUUCAGCUUGGAAAGCACCGUGCCUAGCAGUUUCAAGGACAACCCAGACGAACCGGAUCGCACCUUCGGGGAUUACCUCUGCACCAAAGUCAUCCAACCCAACGGCUGCGGCUUCCAGUACGCGAUCUACAUGAGCGAAUGUGGGGGAGAAGCAUACGACACGGGAUUCCGAGGGCCCGAGCCUAUCUGUUGCAAGGCAAAUCCGUUCACACAGGAGAACAAAUACAUUUCUUGUUCCCAAUGGACGCCUAGGGAAGACCGACCCAUCCCUCCUCUCUGCAAGCCUUUCGUCCGACCAUAAGGAGUGGAGCAUCAAAGUACCAGCAAAAAAAAAUCCAUGUACAUGUUGUACAACCCGAUCCGCUUUCAACUUUUCCCGGUCCUGAAGAAUAAAGAUAUUUUCCGAGUCC
Molecule: messenger RNA, 598 nt
Organism: Darwinula stevensoni
Lineage: Eukaryota; Metazoa; Arthropoda; Ostracoda; Podocopida; Darwinulidae
Source: the annotation of a GenBank genome assembly